Molecule: messenger RNA, 1748 nt
Organism: Camellia sinensis
Lineage: Eukaryota; Viridiplantae; Streptophyta; Magnoliopsida; Ericales; Theaceae
Product: putative trehalose-phosphate phosphatase J
Biological process (GO): trehalose biosynthetic process
Molecular function (GO): trehalose-phosphatase activity
Source: RefSeq, a predicted model, not a curated record
AUCUCUCUCACACUCCCCACUCUCUCUCUCUCUCUAACCCUUUCCACAAAUCUUUGUGAUGCUUUUUUGAGACCUCAAACUUGGUUUGUUCUUGGUUUCAAUCAGAGUCUCAAACUCUCCCUCUUUUCUAAAACAGAGCUUUCUCCUCUGAUUUCUUGUUACCUAACGAUCGAACCCAUAAAUUCAGAGAUUUUUAGGUAUUGAUCAAAACCUUACUUUUGCUGAAAUGGUGAGUUUGAUUGAAGGAAGAGAUAAGAUGACGAAGCAAAAUGUGGUAGCUUCGGACACCAAAUCGGCCAUCAACAUGGCGAUAACAGUGGCAGUGGCGGCGAACUCGUCGCUGUUCACGACGGCGGCGCAGAAGCCGCCGGUGGCUCCGGGCAGUUUCUUCACCAUUUCAAAGAGGAAGCUAAUCCAGAACCUCGAAAUCAAUGGCACUGCAAGAAUCAACGCCUGGGUUGACUCAAUGAGAGCUUCCUCACCAACCCAUGUCAAAUCCACCACCCCUUCUUCUCUCUCUGAAGACCAAAGUUCUUGGAUUCUUCGUCACCCAUCAGCGCUGGAAAUGUUCGAGCAGAUAACAAACGCUUCAAAGGGGAAGCAAAUAGUGAUGUUUCUGGACUACGAUGGCACGCUUUCGCCCAUAGUCGAAGACCCUGAUCGAGCGUACAUGUCCGAUGCGAUGAGAACUACAGUGAGAAAACUUGCUAGAUAUUUUCCCACUGCUAUUGUGAGUGGGAGGUGCAGAGACAAGGUGUAUAGCUUUGUACAAUUAGCAGAGUUGUACUAUGCUGGCAGCCAUGGAAUGGACAUUAAAGGCCCUUCAAAAGGUCCCAAAGACAAGAAUGAUGCUCAAUCUGUUCUCUUCCAACCGGCCAGUGAAUUCGUUCCGAUGAUUGACAAGGUUUACAAAACAUUGUUGGAUAAAACAAAAUCUAUUCCUGGCGCUAACGUCGAACAUAACAAGUUUUGUCUAUCUGUGCAUUAUCGUUGCGUUGAUGAGAAGAAAUGGAGUGAAUUGGCACAACUGGUCAAGUCAGUGCUAAAGGAGUACCCAAAGCUUCGAUUGACUCAAGGAAGGAAGGUGUUAGAGAUCCGUCCUACAAUUAAAUGGGACAAAGGGAAGGCUCUUGAAUUUUUGUUAGAGUCUCUUGGUUAUGCAAAUUGUACCGAUGUCUUUCCAGUUUAUAUUGGAGAUGAUCGAACGGAUGAGGAUGCAUUUAAGGUUUUAAGAGACAGAGGACAAGGUUUUGGUAUUCUUGUUUCCAAGAUUCCCAAGGACACCAAUGCAUCUUACUGUUUACAGGAGCCGUCUGAGGUCAUGAACUUUUUGCAACGCUUGGUGAAGUGGAAAAAAAUGUCUUUACAACGACAAUGGAAAAAAUUGUCGUUACGACGACAAUUUAGGAUGCGGAGACAGAUUGAAGAAAUGAAAGUAUCACUGUUCAAUUGAGAAAUGUGUGAGGGUGGGGUGAAAUUAUGUAACUUCUUGUUGGAAGGGAAAAAAAAUGGAAGAACAAGAAGGAAAAAAAAAAAAAAAAAAAAAAAAAAAAAAAAAAAAGAACUAAAAAUACCAAAAAAAAAAAAAAAACAAAAAAAAGAAGAGGAAGCCAAACAAACAAAAGAAAAGGAAAGUCUUUUCUCUUGGCUUAAACGCCCUGUACAUCUUGUGACUAGCUAUGUACAAGGGGAAAUAUGUAACUUUGCAAGUUGUCUAAAUGCAUAUAAUCUCUCUUUGCCUUAAUUAA